AUGAAGAGGAGAGAAGCCUCAGCAGACCUGGAUAUCACCGAAAAGGAGAAGGAAUACAGGGCUAAAGUGGAGAUCAGGCACCUGCAGACUCAUUUCCAUCAUGAAGCCUACAAGAGGAAAUUCUUCGACGCCGAAAUCUGGCGGCAGAUGCAGGCUCAGGAAAGAGAAAUAGCUGAUCUGAGGCAAGAGCACGGACAUGUGACAGCAACGCUGAAGCAGCUCUAUUCACCGAGCAGCAUGGUGUUUGUGAACAGGAAUCGCAUGAAGGUCCGAAACCUCAUGCAGACCAGCAUGCAGAAUGAUGCCCUGAUCAAAGAGAGAAAAGCCCAGCUAGCUGACCUGGCCAAGCAGGUUUUAGAGCUGGAAAAAAAGAUAGCGAAUCAAAGAGAAUCAAACUGGAAGGAGUUGGGAGCAAGGACCCGCAAACAGCUGCAUAAGACGAUUGAGUUACUGGAGAUGCGUCUGCGUCAUGUCACUGUGUGUUACAACGCCGUCGUGGCCAGGAACAACAAGCUCAGAGAGGAGACUCUGAGCCUGCAGAUCCAGAAAGCCAGUUUUGACAACCUCUACUGGAAGCUGGAGAGAAGCCUGGUCCUGCAGAACAAGCUGCUGAACGCUGCUAUCGAGCAAGCCACAGAGGACUACGACCAGUGGAUGGAGGAUCUGGGGCGGAUCUCGGACAUCCGGGACGUGCGCUACAGGGAGACCAUCCAAUACAACAUCAGACUGCUGGAGAGGAAGUGUGCCCUGCACCAGGAGAGCAGGCUGAAGAACUUCUUCCUCAGCAAAUGUGCAGAUCUCUCUGUAUUGAAGGAACAGGCCAAAGCGAGAGAAGCCUUUGAGGCAGCUGAGAGGGCCAAAGCGAGCCAAAAGGAGAGCUAUGAGGUGGCCUACAAGCGUCUGCUGGAGCUGUCGGACGGAGACAUCGAUGAUUUCUUGGAGGACUUCCUUGAGAAGGACAGGAAAUUCUUCAUCCUCUUUAACUUUGCCAUUAGGCUGAACGUCAAGAAUGAGAGUCUCAGGCAGAGGAUCGAGGCCGUCCAGUGUCCUUCCUUCACCGCUGCCCGCAUCCAGCCACACGGGGAGGAUGAGGGGGAUGCAAAGGAGCGGCCAAAGCUGAGCUCCGCUGUGUUCUGGGAGCUGAACGUGUCUCAAUGCUGCCACCGUGAUGAUAUGGAGGCCAUGACAACGGAGAGGGAACAGGCAGAGACAACCCAGACUCAGGUCCUGCAGGAGCUGAAGGCAAAAAUAGCAGAGACCACCAAGGAAGCCAACAAGUAUGAGAACAAAUACAAGGAGAGCAGCCAACUCCUGGGACAGAUCCAAUCUCGCAUUGAGACCCUCUUGAAGGAAAUGGACUGUGACACUACAAAGAUAGUGAAGCCUCUUGGGGACAGCUUGGUGCCAGUUUUUGGCCCCGUGGAGAACAAGGUCAAGGAGUUCCUGAUGAGGGAGUCCCUGCUGCGCUACACCUCCCUGGACCGCUCCCAGCGCGCCCAGGGCUUCGUCAGCCCCCUCCGGGAAGCCUCCAGCCACCUCUGGACCAUGGACAGGGCCAAGCUCUGCCCACAACCCCCAGACCUGGAGGAGAGCGCUGACCCCAGAACCGCGGAAGAGCCGCUGGGCCGGGAAGAGCUGCGGGAGCUCGUCAUCCAGAGGCAGCAGGAGGAGGUGAGCAGGCCCCCCAGCGCGGGCAAGAAGAAGAGGAAGUUCACAUCACCCGGUGCAUCAGGGAGCCCAUCACGGUCCAAGACCCCAGCAGGGAAUUAA
Melozone crissalis (California towhee) is the source of this 1770-nucleotide messenger RNA. It is a transcript of the gene CCDC63, whose product is annotated as coiled-coil domain containing 63. The transcript has 12 exons. NCBI's taxonomy places the organism in Eukaryota, Metazoa, Chordata, Aves, Passeriformes, Passerellidae. Bases 1 to 1770 code for a protein of 589 amino acids. Gene Ontology annotation, cellular component: axoneme. Gene Ontology annotation, biological process: cilium movement; outer dynein arm assembly. The record is from RefSeq and is a predicted model, not a curated record.